AUGGCGACAAGUACAUCCGCACCGCGACUGCAGAGUCCAGGCGACCGCAACCUCAAGAAUGUUGUGCUAGGAGAUCUCCUUUUCAAGCCAUGGUAUCAGUCCAUCUACCCAGAAGACUUGGUCGCUAAAGACGCCGAUCGUCUCUACGUUUGUCGCUGGUGCUUUCGAUACUCCUGUGACGGCGAAACCUAUGCAAUCCACACCCAAGUCUGUGAACAUCGUACAACACCACCCGGCACUAAAGUCUACGACCACGGUGGGUACGCGGUAUGGGAAGUUGACGGGGAGCAACAUAAGCUCUUUGGGCAGAACCUGUCACUAUUCGCGAAGCUAUUUCUCGACCACAAAACUGUCUUUUUCGAUGUCGCAACCUUCCUCUACUAUAUUCUCACAUUUACCGACCCUGAAAAUGAAGGCAACUACCACGUGCUUGGCUUCUACUCCCAAGAAAAGCUCUCCUGGGACGCAAACAAUCUCGCCUGUAUUUGUGUCUUUCCACCUUACCAGCACAAACAACUAGGAAAGCUCUUGAUGGGAGUAAGCUACAAACUGAGUGGCUGGGAUUCACCUGGUGGGUACAUCGGUGGCCCAGAGAAACCACUAAGUGACCUGGGCCAAAAGAGCUACAAUCGGUUCUGGGCUGAGCGGAUCGCGAGGCAUCUACUACUCGGCAAGCAUGGAGAAGACAUCGCCGAAGCCAAUCAUAACAAGCCAAGCACCCCUUCAAAGCGCAAGAAACUUCAGCGUGAAACCAUGACUGUUGAAGAUAUUGGCCUUGCCACUGGAAUGUUGACAGAGGAUGUCAUCACUGCUGUUAAGAGCAUGGGUGUUGCUCAACCCGAGAAGAAGCGCAAAAUGAGUCGGCUUAUGGGAGAUAAUGAAGCCGAACAGGGCCCGAAGAUGAUGAUUCGCAAGUCAGACGUUUGGAAUUGGGCCAAGACUCAUCAUCUCUCACUGGAGGAUCCUGUGAGGGAAGAAGGCUUCGUGAAGAGAUUACAAUUUAAGAGUGUGUCAGGCGGUGGUGAGAGUAGCUUGGAGGAGGAAUAG
Molecule: messenger RNA, 1047 nt
Organism: Penicillium verhagenii
Lineage: Eukaryota; Fungi; Ascomycota; Eurotiomycetes; Eurotiales; Aspergillaceae
Product: putative histone acetyltransferase (MysT1)
Exons: 1
Coding region: 1-1047 (348 amino acids)
Biological process (GO): regulation of DNA-templated transcription
Molecular function (GO): histone acetyltransferase activity
Source: RefSeq, a predicted model, not a curated record